Molecule: messenger RNA, 1683 nt
Organism: Echinops telfairi (small Madagascar hedgehog)
Lineage: Eukaryota; Metazoa; Chordata; Mammalia; Afrosoricida; Tenrecidae
Gene: ARFIP2
Product: ADP ribosylation factor interacting protein 2
Exons: 8
Coding region: 123-1148 (341 amino acids)
Biological process (GO): regulation of Arp2/3 complex-mediated actin nucleation; intracellular protein transport
Cellular component (GO): trans-Golgi network membrane
Molecular function (GO): protein domain specific binding; phospholipid binding
Source: RefSeq, a predicted model, not a curated record
GAUCGCGACGGGAACUGGAGCCCGAGCUCCCUGCGCGGCCCGGGCCUGGCGCCCUGAGGGGAAGAGCGGCCCGGCCCGAGGGCCCUGGGGUGCAGGCAUUGACUCCAGUCCCUGCUCCCACCAUGACGGACGGGAUCCUGGGAAAGGCAGCCACAAUGGAGAUCCCCAUCCAUGGGAACGGUGAAGCUGGACAGCUGCCGGAGGAUGAUGGGCUGGAGCAGGACCUCCAGCAGGUGAUGGUGUCAGGACCCAACCUUAAUGAAACCAGCAUUGUGUCUGGUGGUUAUGGGGGCUCCGGUGAUGGACUCAUCCCCACAGGGUCUGGCCGGCAUCCAUCUCACAAUGCCGCUCCCGCUGGCCCUGGAGACGAGGUGGCUCGGGGCAUCGCUGGAGAGAAGUUUGACAUCGUCAAGAAAUGGGGCAUCAACACAUACAAGUGCACAAAGCAGCUGCUAUCGGAGCGAUUUGGCCGAGGCUCCCGGACUGUGGACCUAGAACUAGAGCUGCAGAUUGAGUUGCUGCGUGAGACGAAGCGCAAGUAUGAGAGUGUCCUGCAGCUGGGCCGGGCACUGACAGCCCACCUCUACAGCCUGCUGCAGACCCAGCAUGCACUGGGUGACGCCUUUGCUGACCUCAGCCAGAAGUCCCCAGAGCUUCAGGAGGAAUUUGGUUACAAUGCAGAGACACAGAAACUGCUGUGCAAGAAUGGGGAGACACUGCUGGGGGCUGUGAACUUCUUUGUCUCUAGCAUCAACACAUUGGUCACCAAGACCAUGGAAGACACACUCAUGACUGUCAAACAGUAUGAGGCUGCCAGGCUGGAAUAUGAUGCCUAUCGAACAGACUUAGAAGAGCUGAGCCUAGGUCCCCGGGAUGCAGGGACACGGGGCCGACUCGAGAGCGCCCAGGCCACCUUCCAGGCCCAUCGGGACAAGUAUGAGAAGCUGCGGGGAGAUGUGGCCAUCAAGCUCAAGUUUCUGGAAGAAAAUAAGAUCAAGGUGAUGCACAAGCAGCUGCUGCUCUUCCACAAUGCCGUGUCCGCCUACUUUGCUGGAAACCAGAAACAGCUGGAGCAGACCCUGCAGCAGUUCAACAUCAAGCUGCGGCCACCAGGAGCUGAGAAGCCCUCCUGGCUAGAGGAGCAGUGAGCUGCUCACAGCCCAACCUGGCUAUCAAGGACACUGGGAGGGGCAGCCCCAGGGUGGGGAAGAUUGGACAUGGGACAUCCCCUGCCACUUGCCCUCUGGCUUGGGCUCCCUCUCCCUGUCUGGUGCCUGACACCAGUUUUGCCCAAGCUGCUGUGGGGAGAGGGCCAGCAGGCCCAGCAGCUGCCACCCUGUUCUGUAUUCUCCUGGCCACUGGGCUCCAUUCCCAGAUCUUUUCCUUCCACUCCACAGCCAAAGGCUAUGACAAGACCACUCCCUGGCCAAUGGCAUCACUCCUCAGGCCUAUACCCAGCUCCUUGGGGUCUGCCUCUUGACCAAUGGCAGACCCUCAAAAGGCCCUGUCAGCCAGUGGCAGCUCUUCUUGGGCUCCCCUGGGCCAAUGAUGUUGCCUCCAAUUUCCUUUGUCCCUCCUCUAUGCGUGCCCAUUGCAGAGAAGGAGACUGGGACCAAAGGGGGUAGGGAUAAUGGGGAGCCCUAUUUCUGGCCCUGCAUCUGAAUGGGCCUUCCCCACCCCCCA